AUGGCGUCCGGCGGCCACAUGCACAACUUCACCACCCUCAUCAAGCGGCUCGAGGCAGCCACCUCACGCUUGGAGGAUAUGGCCAUGUCGCUUGAUGACCCUAGCUCACCCAAGAGCAAUGGUGGCCCUCCCUCUUCUGUGCCUGCUACCCCUGAACCCCCUAAGGCGAUUCCUCCUCCCCCCGCGGCCCCGGUAGCGGCCCCGAUUCCUCCCCAGAUUCAAGACUUCGAUGCCUUGAUUAAGGGAGAUGUCCAGAACUUCGUCAACCUCGGAGAGAAAAUUGGAGGCUUGGUUGCUGAGCAGGCUAAGAAGCCCGCGACCCAACCCCCAGAGUUGAUGACCGAUUUGCACAAGGCAUCUGAUAGCAUCAACAACAUUCGCGAAUCAAACCGAGCAUCUCCAUUCUUCAACCACCUGAGCGCCGUUGCGGAGGGUAUUGUUGCACUAGCCUGGUUUUUCGAGAGCAAGCCUGCUGAGUUCGUCACCGAAAUGAUUGGUGGUAUUCAAUACUACGGAAACAAGGUUUUGAAGGACUACAAGGACAAGGAUAACACGCACGUUGAGUACAUUAAGGCCUACUACCAGAACUUCAAAGCCCUCGCAGAAUACCUGAAGAAGCACUUCCCCAAGGGCCUCACAUGGAACAACGAGUCCGGCAUUGACGCACUGGAUGCCCUUAAGCAAGCCAAGGGUGGCCCUGCUCCGACUCCAGCUCCGAGCGGCUCUCUCCCUCCCCCUCCUCCGCCUCCAGUCCCAUCUCUGAAUGUCUCCGGCGGAGGUGCUCCUCCUCCCCCUCCCCCUCCUUUCAUCCCCCCUGCUCCUGCUCCUGCGGCGCCAGCACCCGAUAUGGGUGCUGUCUUCGACGAGCUGAACCAGGGUGAAGGCAUCACUUCCAGCCUCCGGAAGGUCGACAAAUCAGAGAUGACACAUAAGAACCCUGGUCUGCGCGCCGGCUCCACCGUAUCGGAAGGCUCAAGCGCUGCGCGUGCCAAGUCGCCUGCCCCUAACAAGAAGCCCAAGCCUGAGAGCAUGCGUACUCGCAAGCCUCCCCGCAAGGACCUCGAGGGCAACAAGUGGUUUAUCGAGAACUUCGACUCUCCCGGUGAGAUCAUCGAAAUUCCCGCGCAGCAGAACCAGUCCAUCCUCAUCACUCGCUGCAACAAGACCAUUAUCAAGGUGUCGAACAAGGCCAAUGCCAUCGCCAUCGACAACUGUGUUGGUCUCUCCAUUAUCGUCGACUCUCUCGUCAGCAGUCUCGACAUCAUCAAGUGCCCCAAGUUAGCUGUGCAGGUCGACGGCGUCGUCCCCACCUUGUUGCUGGAUCAGGUUGAUGGUGCUGCUGUUUACCUUGGACAACAGUCUCUCAAUACCGAGAUUUUCACUAGCAAAUCAACAGCUGUGAACAUCAAUCUCCCCCCGCCAGAGGGUACUGACGAGGAUACCAAGGAGUGCCCUCUGCCUGAACAGCUGAAGAGCUAUAUCAAGAACGGUGUGCUCGUGAGCGAAAUUGUUGAACAUGCUGGUUGA
This is a messenger RNA of Penicillium salamii, 1527 nucleotides long. NCBI's taxonomy places the organism in Eukaryota, Fungi, Ascomycota, Eurotiomycetes, Eurotiales, Aspergillaceae. The record is from the annotation of a GenBank genome assembly.